AUGGCGCUGACACUCCCUUGGAAUAGCCAGGGACCGAGCAGGAACCAGGAAAUACAAGCUCUCCCUGUCCAGAAAACACUUCUGCUUCAUGGAGGAGGGAGCGACAUGGGCAAUCGCUGCAGCUGCGGGCGACCAUGGAACUGUCCUUCGCCUUUUAAAAGAAAGAAAGAAAAGCAAGAAACUAAUGUGAGACAUGAGAGCCAACAGCAUCAGCCUGGCAGGAAGGCUCCAAUGUACGAAGAUGUCCCAGAGUUUCCUGUCUACGCCACUGUGAGUAAACCCAAGAGUGUGAAGCAGGAUGACAGCAUUCAUUAUGCAGACAUCCAAGUGUUCACCAAGGUCCGCGAACGCUCUGCAGCAGAGGUGAAGAACUUACAAAUGCAGAAUGCCACGGAGUAUGCCACCCUCAACUUUCCCCGGCCCAGGCUGAAAUAUGACAGUAAGAAUGGGACCCUGGUAUAA
Molecule: messenger RNA, 462 nt
Organism: Antrostomus carolinensis (chuck-will's-widow)
Lineage: Eukaryota; Metazoa; Chordata; Aves; Caprimulgiformes; Caprimulgidae
Gene: CUNH11orf52
Product: chromosome unknown C11orf52 homolog
Exons: 5
Coding region: 1-462 (153 amino acids)
Cellular component (GO): extracellular exosome
Source: RefSeq, a predicted model, not a curated record